Molecule: messenger RNA, 1543 nt
Organism: Solanum stenotomum
Lineage: Eukaryota; Viridiplantae; Streptophyta; Magnoliopsida; Solanales; Solanaceae
Exons: 6
Coding region: 37-1389 (450 amino acids)
Source: RefSeq, a predicted model, not a curated record
GGAAGAUUAUAAUCCCAUCGCCAAAAUUCCUCACUAAUGGCAUUAAAACAACUUUUAUUUCUACACAAUCCAUCGCCGGCGUCGUAUUCCUCUCGCCGGAAAAAUGCAUCGGCAGCUACUUCUUCGACUAGCAAUUCAAUACUUCAACACCCGAUGUUAUUGUCGAAGGACAUUGACAAAUUCAAACCACUGGAUUUCCCUAAGAACUCCACCAGGAAGUUGAAUCGCUCUGUUACUACUAUCAGAUCUCAAUUGAAUUUUCCCAUCAUUUCUCCGCAAGAUCAAUGGGGAACUUGGACUGUUCUCUUCGCUACCGGCGCUUUUGGCAUUUGGUCGGAGAAGACCAAGGUUGGGGCUGCACUAAGUGGUUCACUAGUAAGUGUACUGGUUGGUCUAGCAGCAAGUAACUUGGGCAUUAUAGCUAGUGAAGCUCCAGCAUAUAAAAUCGUGACAGGAUUCUUGCUUCCACUUGCUGUUCCCUUGCUGUUGUUUAGAGCUGAUAUGCGUAGAGUAUUGAAGUCCACUGGAACACUGCUCUUGGCCUUUUUGCUUGGAUCAGUUGCAACUACUAUUGGGACUGUGGUGGCUUUUUGCAUAGUUCCGAUGCGAUCACUUGGUCAAGAUGGCUGGAAGAUAGCUGCCGCUCUUAUGGGAAGACACAUAGGUGGAGCUGUCAACUAUGUGGCUAUUUCCGAAGCUCUGCAGACAUCACCAUCAGUUGUUGCUUCUGGAUUGGCUGCUGAUAAUCUUAUUUGUGCAGUAUACUUCACAACAUUGUUUGCAUUGGCUUCUAAAAUACCUGCUGAGGCUACUCAAUCAGCCAGUGAUGACAAGGUUGACUCAGAAUCUGGUAACAAGCUACCUGUACUGCAGACUGCUACUGCUCUUGCUGUGUCCUUUGCUAUAUGCAAAGCUGGAGAACUUUUGACUAAGCAUUUUGGUAUUCAAGGAGGUCUCCUUCCCACUAUUACAGCUAUUGUUGUCAUUUUAGCAACUUCAUUUCCCAGUCAAUUUGCCUACCUUGCGCCGUCUGGUGAAGCUAUGGCACUGAUUUUGAUGCAGGUAUUUUUUACAUUCAUUGGUGCCAGUGGUGGGAGCAUAUCAAACGUUCUCAAUACCGCGCCCAGUAUAUUUCUGUUUGCAUUUAUCCAGAUUGCAGUCCAUCUGGCCGUGAUACUUGGAGUUGGGAAACUGCUCCGACUUGAACUGAAAGAAUUGCUUAUAGCAUCAAAUGCAAACGUAGGAGGCCCGACAACAGCUUGUGGAAUGGCCACCGCCAAAGGGUGGAUUUCCAUGGUUGUUCCGGGCAUUCUUGCUGGUAUUUUUGGCAUCGCGAUUGCAACUUUUCUUGGUAUUGCUUUUGGACAGGCCGUCCUUAAAUUCAUGUAAGUUUGGACUGUGUGGACUUGGUGAAGUGCAUCUAGUUCUUCAUAAAUAAUACUAGUUGCACAAGUUAUGCAGGAAUGUGUAUUCAAAUUUGUAAUAUAUCAAACAAAACAUUCAACAAGAAAUGGUUCUUGUAUUAUAGUCCUUACCUUACGAA